Molecule: messenger RNA, 1345 nt
Organism: Panicum virgatum (switchgrass)
Lineage: Eukaryota; Viridiplantae; Streptophyta; Magnoliopsida; Poales; Poaceae
Exons: 2
Coding region: 221-982 (253 amino acids)
Source: RefSeq, a predicted model, not a curated record
CCAAGGCGAGGGCUCGGCUCGCUCUCCAUCUCCUCCACCUCCCUCUGCCCGGCUGCCCCCCUCCUUCCUUUUAAGCUCGCGAUCCUCUCUCUCUCUCUCCUCUGAUUCGAAAAAACAAUCUCUGCGUCGCGCAUAAACAACGCGGGGGAGUCGUCUCCCCGUCCCUCUCCUUCGUUCCCCCACCCGGGCCAUAAACCCCGGGGAAAACCCCGCGGCGGUCAUGGCGCAGCCGGCCGGCGCCGGCGCCGGGGGCGGCAGGGGGCGGGAGCUGCGGAUGUCCAUCGAGGAGGUGGCCAAGAAGCUGUCCCUGUGGCACACGCCCACGUUCCGGCCCAUCCUGACCCACGACGAGCUGGAGCCCAUCCUGGGCGCGGCCGGCUUCGUGCCGCUGCCGGCGCCGGCGCCCAGGCAGCAGCAGCAGCAGCAGGAGUGCCUCCCCCCCGCCGGCGCCGCCGGGGCCGUGGCGUGGCGGGAGUACGCCUUCCUCGGGUGCAAUGCCAACGCGGCGGCGCGCCGGCGCCCGGCAGGCCCCGGCCCGCGCCCGCGCCUCCCCUACCCGCGCCUCGACGGCCUCCACCUCAAGACCUACGAGGCCUUCCUCGGCGCCGUCGAGGCACACCUCGGCGCCGACCGCGUCUCCAACCUCUUCCACGUCAGGCUGAUGCCGGUGACCAACCCGCACGACCGGGCGUUCGACAAGGUGUUCCGGCCCAUGCGGAACUUCAGCCCGGAGGAGGACGGGCUCAUCGUGUACCGGGAGGGCACCCUGGACGACCUCACCUUCGAGAUGUGCAGCCGCCACGGCGCCGUCGGGGACCUGGGCCGCCACGUCAUCCCCGGCGUCAGCUGCGCCGACCUCGGCUACCUCCGCAAGGUCGACGGCAACUGCCACCAGGAGGGCUGCUGCGCUAGACACCCCGCCGCCGGCGCCGGCUAUGACUUCUUCGCCGUCCAUCUCAAGGAUCUCCUCCCCAAGUACUAGCUCAACCUGUGCGGUCUUUAAAAUUAAGAUGCAUUGGUCGUCAGCUAGCAGAGUAUACUAGGUGCUAGUAGCUAGCUAGCAGAAUUAGCAAUUUAGCAGCGGUGAGGCGUCGAUUACCAGGUAACUGCAGUUAGUUACAGUGACAUUAUAGACUUAUUAUAGUGCUGGUCAAGGUUUGCUUGCUCCUUCCUUUUCUAGUGUAUAAUUUGUUGCGAGUCAUGUGCAUGCGUGUUGAGCGAGUUCUGUCAGCAGCAUGAAGUUUUGGGGAGGUGGGCUUAAUGUUGAUGAUAGUAAUGGUAUGAAGAAAUGGAAUCAUGUGGUGACAAGUUGCUUACUUUCUUGGUAAUCUUCCCCUUUGCAUUC